CGCGGGAGCCGCGACACCGCCCUCGCCCACCGAGCCGCGCCACCGAGCCCCUCCGAUGCCUCGGACAGCACCGCUCCCGGGGUCCGCCGCGGCUGCGAGCGGCAUGGCCCGGAUUAGGUACCUCCGUGCCGCUGUCUCGGGCUUUUAUCUGUGGGAAGCUGCGCUACUUCUCAGCUUGGUAGCCACAAAGGAAACGGACAGUGCAAGAUCUCGUAGCAUGCCAAUGUCGCCAUCGGAUUUCCUGGAUAAGCUAAUGGGUAGGAUGUCAGGCUACGAUGCAAGGAUCAGACCAAAUUUCAAAGGUCCUCCAGUUAAUGUCACAUGCAACAUAUUUAUAAACAGCUUUGGAUCCAUUGCAGAGACAACCAUGGAUUACCGAGUGAACAUCUUUCUCCGUCAGAAUUGGAAUGAUCCACGCCUUGCAUACAGUGAAUAUCCAGAUGACUCUUUAGAUUUAGAUCCAUCCAUGCUGGAUUCAAUUUGGAAACCUGAUUUGUUCUUUGCUAAUGAAAAAGGUGCCAACUUUCAUGAAGUUACAACAGAUAAUAAAUUGUUGCGGAUUUUCAAAAAUGGAAAUGUACUUUAUUCCAUCAGGUUGACUUUAAUACUGUCCUGUCCGAUGGAUCUCAAAAAUUUUCCAAUGGAUGUGCAAACAUGUAUAAUGCAGCUGGAAAGCUUUGGAUACACAAUGAAUGAUCUCAUUUUUGAGUGGCAAGAAAAGGGAGCAGUUCAAGUAGCAGAAGGCCUCACUCUGCCACAGUUUCUGUUGAAGGAAGAAAAGGAUUUAUGUUACUGCACCAAGCAUUAUAAUACAGGAAAGUUUACAUGUAUUGAAGUCCGAUUUCACCUUGAGAGGCAGAUGGGUUACUAUCUCAUCCAGAUGUACAUACCAAGUCUAUUGAUUGUGAUUCUCUCCUGGGUGUCAUUUUGGAUCAAUAUGGAUGCAGCUCCAGCCAGAGUGGCUUUAGGCAUAACAACUGUGCUGACGAUGACAACUCAAAGCUCAGGUUCACGAGCAUCUCUUCCAAAGGUGUCAUAUGUCAAAGCCAUUGACAUAUGGAUGGCAGUGUGUCUGCUCUUUGUAUUUUCUGCACUUUUGGAGUAUGCAGCUGUAAACUUUGUGUCAAGGCAGCACAAAGAACUUCUGCGAUUCCGCCGCAAAAGGAAGAAGAGCAAGUAUUUUGAGGGAGUUCUUGAUGGAAGUGAAAUCAGUGAAUCAUUACAGCAUAGCAAUGGCUUGAGAUGUACAAGACCUAUAGACGGGACUUUGACUCAAAUCUACAGUACAAAUUUAAGGGAUGAUGAUGCACGUGAAAGUCAGUUUAGCUUCACAGCAUACGGAGUGGGUCCAUGUGUGCAAGCAAAAGAUGGAAUGGCACAAAAGGGGCCUAAUAAUCCUGUUCAAGCUGUACCAAAAAGCCCUGAUGAGAUGAGAAAGGUAUUCAUUGACCGGGCCAAGAAGAUAGACACAAUAUCCAGAGCUUGUUUCCCAUUAGCCUUUCUGAUUUUCAACAUUUUUUACUGGGUUAUUUACAAAAUCAUCAGGCAUGAGGACAUUCACCAAUAACAAGACUAAGGUUUGUAGUACAUAAAGAUCUGGCUGUCACUCAACCGGAGGCUUUCUGUUAAAAAAGUACUUCAGAGGAGUGACUGGAAGAGUUAAAAACACUGAGGUGGUGAAAAAAGAUCCUGUGUGGCCUGAAAUGACCAGGAUGGAAGAAUGACCCCCAGAGAAGAUACAUUUGCUAUUGCACACUUUCCUUGUCAAGCUAAAUAUUAACAAAUUAUUCAUUAUAAAUCACUCUACUAAUGAGGCUUUACUGCCAAGUAUUUAUACAUACUGUUACACAGUGGUAUAACUGUACAGUACUCUCUGAUGGUCCUUAAUUUUUUUUUAAUUCUGGUGUAUUUUCAAUUUUAAAAAUUGUUCCUGAGUACCCUAGGUAAAUCCCACAGUGUUACAGAAUAGAUUAGUGUUUGUAACCUUGAUUUCAAUUUUACAAUACAAUGAUCAAUUACUGAUUGGAGAAAACAGUUUAAAAGACUUGAUCUAGUCUUAAGGACAGUACCGGUGGUUUUGCAGUGAAUAUAUUUGACAUAUUAAAGUCAUAUGAUUUAUUAAAUGUACUUCAGAUUACUGUUCCCCUGGGAGGUGUACAUUGAAAUAAUCUCCUACACCACAAGGUAUACAGCCUAAUAGCCUGCCUAUCACAUGAGAAAUAUAUUAAAAUUUGUGAAGUAUUGACUACUGCAAAGGAUUUUUUUUCUUUUAACUACUUAGACUUUGAUAAUUGAACCAUAUUUUUUAAUUUUUUUUAUAUUUUAAGAGUUUUCAUUCUCAAUUCAUAAAACUCAUAGAGCUAGUGAAAUAUACAAAUUACAUCAAAAUUUUGCAAUACUUCACUUUGAUUCAAUGCAAAGAGAUCUUGGACCAAAACUGAAAGCAAAUAAUGAACUCCAUUGAGGCAUUUGGAGGAUGACCACAGCAAUGCUUAUGCACAUUCAUCUCCUACAUGUUACAUAAAUAUAGAAAGCUUAAUUUAUGAAUAUCUGAAGUUUUCUGACUCAUUCUUUGAAGUUUAUUAAUAUAACUUAGAUAUUGGUUAAGAAGCACUUCACAGCUUUGGGCAAACAUGAAACUCAUCAAAAACAUAAAAAAGGAUCUGAACAGUCUUUUACAUUUACUGUAUUUCACAUUAAUAAAUAGGAGAGGAACCAUUAAAACUCUUAGAAAGAUCUUCCCUGUUUAGGUUUAAAUUAGUCAUAUUAGUUGCUUCUUUGAAUUGUAACACCAUAGAUCAAUCUUGUCUAUUGGUAAACAAAACCAUGCUAAGAUAUAGAAAUGCAUCAUUUAGAAUUAUUAAAUACUCGAAGUCCAGUAGCUGAGGCUGAUUCUCAUUGCAGAAUUUUUUUUUUUUUGAAAGGUUUAAAAUUUUUGGUGUGUUGUUGCUUAGAAUGUGUAUACAAAAGCAAAAUCAGCUGGAAACAAACAUCUGGUACACUGCCAAAGGCAUGGUGCAUAUGAAAUAGAAGUAGCAAUGUAACUCUGCAUUGAGUAACAUAGCAACCUUGGGUUUGGUUUGAUUUGUUAUUGUUUUCCUCCAAGGAUUACUUAGAGACAUUCUAAAAUAGUAGCUCUCAGAUUUUGUUAAACUGUGUCAGAAAGAAGGUGUAUAAUCUGAUUUAUUUUAAAACUGUUAUUCUUUUGUAGUUUUACUUCAUUUAUGAUCUAAAAUUAAUUCAUUUUACUUAAAAUAUUUUUUUUUGCUGAGAUGAUGUCUACUUUUUCUUGAUUUUUUUAUGUGCGUAUUCUAAAAAAUCAUGUUCACUUAUGAAGGUGCUCAGCUGUGUGUGAACUAAUGGUUGAUAUUUCAGUUGAGUUAUAUUCACCUCUCUCAAAGAUAUCUGUAUGAAAAGGGAUGUUAAUUUGCUUCUAUUAUCAGCAAAGUCAACUGUAUUUUGUUUAAGGGCUGUUUUCUAAUGCACAUAACUUUUUGGCAUAUCAUUCUCCUGCCCUCAGGUGAGUAAAGAUAUUCUAUUUUGAUAUAAUGGAAUCAAGAUCUCUCCUGAACUGGUUUUAUGGGUUGAGGUUUUUUCUGUUAACUUUGCCAAGGUAACAAAAAGAAAUAAUAACUUAAAAUUCAAGUUUCAUUUAGAUUAUUCCUAAAUGACUUAGUGUAAAGGCACAUGAUAGAGAAAGAGAAAUGUCAUUUGAGAUGAUAAGAAAUUUCAAGGCACAAAUGCCUGCUCUUCACCACUGACUAGGGGAAAAGUCCAAAAAUGCCAGCAGGCAUGCCAGCCCUCUUUACAAAGCUAGAAUCAACAGCUACAGACAUCAGCUAAGAUUAGUGUGUGUGGGAGUUGAUUCUUUUGUAACUGUAUAGUGAAGCAGCAGAGAAUAAGAUUAAGAAGACUCAAGAGUUGAAAGGUACUCUGCAGUAUUUGUCAGGCUGCAGUAUUUAUGCUACAGUUCCAUGAAAGAGACAGUGGAGAAACAGAAGAAUAAUUAUCAAGGAAAUAAUGCUUGAGGCAGAUAGUAUCUAGCAGGGUUCCACCCACAUGUAAAAAAGAAUCUGUUUUUUAGGCUGAAGUAGAUAGCCACCUCAUUUCACUAUCACUGGACUGGGGCUGCGCACAAGUCCUUAGCAAAGUCACACAACGAGGCUUCUUUUAAGCACAACCCCUGUAUGACAGGCUAAAGGAGCUUUGUCCAAAGUCAUUAUUCACCAUAGGUGUAGACCCUGUACUUCUCAGGUCAUGUUUUUGUGGUCUCUGUAGGCCAGCCCUAUACUUUAAAAAUAAAAUACUGGUACUAGAAGGUCAUUGUAACACAAUGAAAACAGAGGGAGGCACUGUAGGAUCUGAAUGAAUACUCCAAUAACACAGCUACUAAAGAGCUGGCACAGUCACUACAGAGGGAAAAAAGGAAGGAUGAGACAUUCUAAUUAUUUUUCCCAGUCUCACAGUAUCCUUGCCAUAGGUACGCUUGUUCAGGUAGGAGCAGUAGCUACAGGGAGGAACAGUUCACAUCAGCUGCUGCAAAGUAUAUGUUGUUUUCUGAGAGUAGUUUCUACCUGUGCAGAUUGACUUCCACACCAUCCACUUUCCUAAUGUAAAGAGAAGCAGAACAGGAAGGUCCAGGAUGAAAAGUGUGGGCUGUGCAUAGCAGAACAGGGGCCACAGGAGAAAGCAGAAAGCAGUGCUUCUCCUAUGACUGUCUUUUCUUCCUGCACUAAAGAGAGAUGUGGCCUAAUACGUGUCACCCCUCAUAAGGCCAAAAACUCCAGGACCUUGAGACAAGAUAAGAAAAGUCCCUUUGAGGUGCAGCAGAAAUACUAAACUACCACAGUACCAGAAUCCUGCUUAAAUUUGAAACAGCAAAAUGCAUUUUAUUUUUAAAACUGUAUUCAAAUACCAACACAAUAGGCUCUAAUGGUUAGAGGAAUGGCUUUUUUUCUUUAUAAUGCUGAAAAACUGUAGGAGGUUUGAAGGGGUUUUAUUAUUUAGAAUUCAGCUAUUUUAACGUCAAAAUAAUGCACACUCUACUUUCAAGGACUUUUGAUGGCAAGCAGUAUUAUUUAAGCAGGUUAGUUGAAUUCAGGAAAGACAGUGCGUUUAAUUAGGAUUUAAUGAUCUUUUCAGCUCAAUCAGACAUUGACUUUCUUUGGAUUGCUUUUAUUAUAGUUUGUUCAAAGACCUGCUUUAUAAAGAAUCAUUUGUAGUGUGUGAGAGGUGAUUCUGUUUAGUCACUAGACAGACUUAUGUUUAGGUGAUUUAGAUUUGCACUUUACAUUGUAAGGAGUAAGGUAUUGCUUCCACUUUGUGUAUUAAUCCCUUACAGAAUUGUAGGCUGAUAAUGUAGAUAAAAAUAGAAUAUAAUAAACUGUACAAAACCUUAUUUUUUAAUGGUAGGAAAAAAUAGAAAGUCUUCCUUGACCUUAGAGGGGCAAAAAAAAGUAUUAUUUUUAGCAAUAAUUUUAUAUUAGAUGGAAAUAAAUUUAUUUAUACCAUUUCCAGCCCAAGCUAACAUGGUUGGUUGGAAAAGAUGUACUUCUGUGCAACUUCUGCUCUCAUUUGAACUGUCAUAUGAAUUAAUCUAAUCCAACAGAGCAGAAUUUGGCCUUAAACUGUGAAACUACUGAAUGAUCUAAUAGUGCUUACAGUACCCCUGUGAGAUAGCAAAGUAACUUUAUCCACGUCUUACUGUAAAAUCAUAUGGUUAUUUAGAUGAGAACUAUAUCAGAUCUUCACAGCUCUUUUCCUUUUUGAGACAACUAAGAAAUAAAAUAUAAUUCACAAACCAGACUACUUGUUAAUAAUAAAAUGGGUAUUCUGUUUUGGAGUGGUUAAGGAAAAGGUGUCUUCAGGCAACACACAUCACCUACAGUAAUUACUGAAGUAUUAUCAGUUUGAAAGGCUUGUGGAAGCAGGUUAGAUUGCUAGAAGCAGUGGGUUAAUGCCAGAAAAAUUGUUGGCUCAUCCUGUAUUCUUGACAUUCUCAAAUAUUACUGCACUUCUUCACUUUCAUCUUUGUGAAAUAUGCAAGAAACAUUUAUUAUGUUUGUAUUUUAAAUCCAUUAAAAUACAGAGUGAUAUUAACAGAUGAAAUAGACUGAAGUAGGUACUGAUGUUCCAUGAAUGUGGAAUUGUGAGCUGUAUAAAAAGAAAUUAUGCCAUAUGCUUUUGACAUAAAGGUUUAACAUAAUAUACAGUAUUUUGUGUGUUAGUGAUCCUGGCUUUUUAAAGGUUACAGUAAGAAAAAAAGAAAAAUUUGUAUGAUAGUGUAUUAAUAACUUGUCCGUGAGUUUUCAAAAUAUUCUCCUGUGAGUUCUGUCUGAUGGCAAUUUCAUCUCAAAGUACUUCCUUUUUGGUAAAAGUCUCUAAAUGUGUCAUGCAUGGAUUUGAUUAGAUUCCUUUUUGUUGUAUUACAGUAUCAUACUGCACUUAAGAUGACAUUCUCUGCAGACAGAAGUGUUAAAAUGUGAAAUUUAUGGUGCCACCCAUAUCAUUGUAGAUAUUUUGUUCAAAAAAAAUAAACAACUUUUUUCAGAAAA
Messenger RNA from Myiozetetes cayanensis, 6554 nucleotides. It is a transcript of the gene GLRA3, whose product is annotated as glycine receptor alpha 3. The record is from RefSeq and is a predicted model, not a curated record. Gene Ontology annotation, cellular component: neuron projection; synapse; plasma membrane. The transcript has 10 exons. NCBI's taxonomy places the organism in Eukaryota, Metazoa, Chordata, Aves, Passeriformes, Tyrannidae. Gene Ontology annotation, biological process: regulation of membrane potential; chloride transmembrane transport; nervous system process. Gene Ontology annotation, molecular function: glycine binding; transmitter-gated monoatomic ion channel activity; extracellularly glycine-gated chloride channel activity. Bases 56 to 1567 code for a protein of 503 amino acids.